This is a messenger RNA of Beta vulgaris subsp. vulgaris (sugar beet), 1968 nucleotides long. RefSeq names its product transcription factor MYB58. The record is from RefSeq and is a predicted model, not a curated record. The transcript is spliced from 3 exons. The coding region runs from base 643 to 1590 and encodes 315 amino acids. NCBI's taxonomy places the organism in Eukaryota, Viridiplantae, Streptophyta, Magnoliopsida, Caryophyllales, Amaranthaceae.
UGGGAGGCUUUUUUUCUCCAUGGGCAAGCAAUCUCGUCCCUAAACUUGUGUUUUUGUCUCUAAGAGGAAGCAAUUUUCAUUACCACUAAUUACCACCGUCCACCUACAAGGUGGUAUUGGAUGGGAAUGAAAAUUCAAGAAGGAAAGUGGACACUUUAGGAUAAAUUAGCAUUAUCACGGGAAUAGAUAAUGAUAUUCUUCACAAAUUUACACACACAUUCAUUCAUAUUACCACCAUUUAUAACCAACUACCAAAUAGGUCGCUAAUGCAUUUUGUUUAACUAUAAUACUUUUGGCGAUAAAAACAGUAAUAGAUAUACCAUAUGAAGGUCCAAAUUAUAAAUUAAAAAAAAAAAAAAUCAGUAAAGUCCAAAGUGUUUGGUAAGAGUGAGGAAUCUUACUACUACGUUAGCGUAAGCAAAUGCAUGAAUCAUCUUCUUUUCACUUCUCCUCCCUAUAAAUACUUAAAAAUCACAUACAACUUCCUAACUUGCCUACUUUUACACUCAAUAACAUACUUCAUAUCUCUUCACUUCCUACUCUAUCCAUAACAAUAUAAUUAAAAAAACAUACACAUAAUUUUUGUAAUUAUCCAUUUUUAGGUUUUAAUUAAGGUGUCAUUAAGACAUUAUUUAACAAUUAAUGGGUAAAGGAAGAAGGCCAUGCUGUGACAAAGCAGGUGUAAAAAAGGGUCCAUGGUCUCAAGCUGAAGAUUAUAAGCUAAUCUCCUUCAUUAGAAAACAUGGUCACAAUAAUUGGCGUGCUCUUCCUAAACUUGCAGGAUUGGCACGGUGUGGAAAAAGUUGUCGCUUAAGAUGGGUUAAUUAUCUACGACCUGAUCUCAAACGUGGCAAUUUCACUCUCCAAGAAGAGGAAUCCAUAAUCAAACUGCAUGAAAUGCUAGGAAACAAAUGGUCUAAGAUAGCAUCUCAAUUCCCUGGAAGAACAGACAACGAGAUCAAGAAUGUAUGGAACACUCACUUGAAGAAACGCCUCAAAGAAAGAGGAAUAACAUCUAAUGAAAAUCCUACAUUGUCGUCAUCAUCAUCAUCAUGUAACACAUCAUCAAUAGAUACAACAAGUCCUAAUAAAAUUCUUGACGAAAGGAACAAAUUAGAUUGCACUGAACAAGUCCUCAUGCACCAAACAACCAACAACAGCGACACAAUCGAGUAUUCAAGCUCUUCAAGUACCUCGUAUAAUUCACAAUCUUCAAUUUCGGAUAAUCAAAUAACAGAUGAUCUCAAUCCGAAUACAAUCGAAAACGCUGGUGAGCAUAGGGAUGAAACAAGCAUGUGUAAAGACAACAAAAAUGAAAAUAGCCUAGAUGAGCUACUUGAAAUCCCUUUUGAGCCUAACUUGGACUUAUGGGACUUGUUACAUGGUGAUAGUGAAGUCCAAUUCGUUGACACCCCAAUUAUCUCUGAUAAUGACAUGAAGAUUGAAAAUACUAAAGAAAGUGGUAAAAGCUGGUGGUGGUUAGUAUACUUGGAAAAUGAACUUGGACUUGACCAUCAAAAUGAAUUUACGCCACUACAAUCUACCAAUGGUACUUCAAGUCAUAACUUAUUUUCUGAUAUUUCCAUCUAAAAUGUACCUAAUUAGUUCAGAAUUAUGUUUUAGUUGACAUCUAAAGUACAGUCAAUUAUAGAUGCCAAAGUUUAGUUUGUCACAUUGUAUGUUAGAGGUUGGAUCAAAACUGUUCAACUCCUCAUUAUUACCAACCCCUCAAUUAAACAAAACGUUAUCUAUUGGAGAGGGACAUAUGCUAAAUAAUUAUGCAUAUUGUAAUUAGUCAAAUGAGAUUUUUCCUUUUCCUAAUUGUAAUUAAUAUCUGUUUCGUUUUAAAUGUAACAAAUGAGUAUUAUUUGUGAGAUAUAAAAUAUUCAUUUAUUGCAUUCAAAACGAAACGGAGGAAAUAUAUAAGUUGAUGUACCCUCUUGUUAUCGAGCUCUAAUGUAAAUAAUU